GCCGAGGGUUCUGUUUUUCUCUUAAUGGGAGUUUUGGGUAUUGCUUUAUAUGGUUCUAAUGAACCAACAUUAAAGUAAUACUUUGAUUUUUUCUCACUCAAAUUAAAAAUAUGGUAAGAAAAUAAGACAACAGUACUCCCCCUGCUUUCACAUCUACUCUUCUAUUCUACAAAAAACUAAAGUUCCUUCCUUUUCCCACUGCAUCACCAAAAUCCUUCCUUUAUUUGAUUUGAGUACAAGUUGGGAGAUUUAAAGAAAAUGUCCCUUACUGAUUCAGUGCAAAACAAACAGCCUGGUGUCAUCACCUGCAAAGCUGCUGUGGUAUGGGGAACAGGAGAACCAAUGGUGAUAGAGGAAGUGGAAUUAAGUCCACCUCAGCCAAUGGAGAUUCGUGUUAAGGUUGUCUGUUCUUCUCUCUGUCGCAGCGAUGUCAAUGCUUGGUUGUCACAGGCUCAGGCUUCUAUAUAUCCUCGGAUAUUUGGUCACGAAGCAUCAGGGAUUGUUGAGAGUGUUGGGAAAGGAGUGACUGAAUUUGUAGAAGGAGACCAUGUGCUUACCUUAUUUACUGGGGAAUGCAUGAGUUGCAGACACUGUACCUCAAGCAAAAGCAACAUUUGCCAAGUUCUUGGAUUGAAACGAGAUGGUGUUAUGCAUGGUGAUCAAAUGACGCGGUUCUCUAUAAAAGGGAAGCCAGUUUAUCAUUAUUGUGCUGUUUCAAGUUUUAGUGAAUACACAGUUGUACACUCUGGUUGUGCGGUCAAGGUUAGUCCGAUUGCGCCUUUGGAUAAAAUCUGCCUCCUUAGUUGUGGAGCGGCAGCAGGUCUGGGUGCGGCUUGGAAGGUUGCAAAUAUCUCUGAAGGAUCAAAAGUGGUCAUUUUUGGUCUUGGGACUGUAGGCCUUUCUGUUGCACAAGGUGCUAAAAUGCGGGGAGCAUCCCAGAUUAUUGGUGUGGAUAUGAUGCAAGAGAAAUGCGAAAAAGCAAAGGCUUUUGGAAUAACGGACUUUUUGAACCCAAACGAUACUGAUGAACCCAUUCCACAGAUUAUAUAUCGCCUAACUGGUGGAGGUGCAGACUAUGCAUUUGAAUGUAUUGGAGAUACAGGAAUGGUUACCACUGCUUUGCAGUCUUGUUGUGAUGGAUGGGGCUUGACUGUCACACUUGGAGUACCCAAGCUGAAGCCGGAGGUAACAGCUCAUUUUGGACUUCUUCUUAACGGUAGAACAUUGACAGGAUCCCUAUUUGGAGGAUGGAAGCCAAAGUCUGAAAUUCCGUCAUUAGUUGAAAUGUACCUAAAGAAGGAAAUCGAGUUAGAUGACUUGAUCACUCAUAAUCUGCCCUUUGAGGACAUAAACACAGCUUUCGAUCUGAUGAAAAAUGGGACUUGUCUGCGCUGCGUCAUACACAUGCCUAAAAUAGAAGGGUUUCCAAUGGCUGGCAACUAGUUGAAAUUAUUUCAUGCUUUCUGUUGCCCCUAAGUGGAAAUUGCCAAUCACAGUGAACUACCAGAAAUUUUGAUGUAGCGUAUGAAAUCAUUUCCUACCUUCUGUUGUUUUUUUAGAGGACAAUUUGAUAUAUCAAAAUGCAUUAACUGGUGAGAAUUUAGAUGCAAUUAUAUGGUCUCGGCCAUAUAUUAAAACACCUCUUUUUGUGUUCAUAAAAGUGGAUUUUUUGCUAUUGAGAAUUUAUUUCAUUAUAAGGAAGAA
Molecule: messenger RNA, 1704 nt
Organism: Solanum dulcamara
Lineage: Eukaryota; Viridiplantae; Streptophyta; Magnoliopsida; Solanales; Solanaceae
Product: alcohol dehydrogenase-like 6
Exons: 10
Coding region: 259-1443 (394 amino acids)
Biological process (GO): formaldehyde catabolic process
Cellular component (GO): cytosol
Molecular function (GO): S-(hydroxymethyl)glutathione dehydrogenase [NAD(P)+] activity; zinc ion binding
Source: RefSeq, a predicted model, not a curated record